Molecule: messenger RNA, 1758 nt
Organism: Oncorhynchus tshawytscha (Chinook salmon)
Lineage: Eukaryota; Metazoa; Chordata; Actinopteri; Salmoniformes; Salmonidae
Gene: arr3a
Product: arrestin 3a, retinal (X-arrestin)
Exons: 16
Coding region: 102-1193 (363 amino acids)
Biological process (GO): visual perception; signal transduction; G protein-coupled receptor internalization
Molecular function (GO): G protein-coupled receptor binding
Source: RefSeq, a predicted model, not a curated record
ACAGUCAGAGACUGCACUCUAACCACAGAACACUAGGAAUUUGAAUGUCAGUGGAACACUGAUAGCUUUAAGAAAGAAAAAAAUCCUGAAAUUGCUGAAAAAUGUCUAAGGUAUACAAGAAAACCUCUGGGAAUGGCGCACUUACCCUUUACCUGGGAAAGAGAGACUACGUUGACCAUGUUCAGAAUGUGGACCCCAUCGAGGGAGUGGUGAAAAUUGAUCCUGCAGACCUUGGAGGCAAGAAAGUGUUUGUGCAGCUGGCCUGUGCUUUCCGUUAUGGCCGUGAGGACCUGGAUGUCAUUGGACUGUCCUUCAGGAAAGACAUCUGGUUCAAGCACCUCCAGUUGUACCCUGCUGCUGACCACAAACCCACCCUCACUCCCAUGCAUGACUGCCUGCUCAAGAAGGCAGGAGAGCAGGGCCAUGCCUUCACUUUCGACAUUCCCGUAAACCUUCCCUGCUCUGUCACACUCCAGCCAGGACCAGAUGAUGCUGGAAAGGCUUGCGGUGUGGACUUUGAAGUGAAGACCUACAUUUCAGAUGUGGCAGACCCAGAAGAGCAACUUGACAAGAAAGACACUGCCCGUCUGAUCGUCCGUAAGAUCCAGUUUGCUCCAGAUGCAACUGGUGCUCCUGGUCCCAAGGCUGACAUCUGCAAGAGCUUCAUGAUGUCUGACAAGCCUGUCCACCUGGAGGCCUCUCUGGAUAAGGAGAUCUAUUACCAUGGAGAUCCGAUCAAUGUCAACGUCAAAGUCAAGAAUGAAACCACCAAAACAGUGACAAAAAUUAAAGUCACAGUUGACCAGACUACAGAUGUGGUGCUCUACUCCGCGGACAAAUACACCAAAACCGUACUUUGUCAAGAGUUUGGAGAGACAAUAGAUGCCAAUAGCACAUUUGAUAAAUCCCUCACCAUCAUCCCCCUACUGGCCGACAACAAGGAGAAGCGCGGUCUGGCGCUGGACGGCAGACUGAAGGACGAGGACACAAACCUAGCCUCCAACACUAUUAUGAGAGACGGUAUGGAUAAAGAAGUGUUGGGAAUCUUGGUCUCCUACAAAAUCAAGGUCAACUUGAUGGUGUCUUCAGGAGGCUUGUUGGGAGGUCUCACAGCCAGUGACGUACAGGUGGAGCUCCCCUUGAUCCUCAUGAACCCCAAACCCCAAGAUGUAGGUCUCCCGGUGGGAGAGUAAAGAACGCAUGUUACCCUUGAGGCUGAGUACAUUCCCCCAGCAGAAGAAAGACGAGGAAUGAGGGACUGCAAAGUUCAAUGGAGCAAAGCUGUUGAUGGCUUUCCAGAUUGAAAGGCUGAUGACCAAAGCAAAGAAGAAACUGGAAUACCUCAUAGGAAGAACCAUCAAUAAAAAAUGAUAACAGCUUUAUAUGAUGUUGAUAUCUCUCACUAUUACGGGCAUUUUAGUGUUGUAUUUUAGUGGUUUUGUCAAUGUGAGCCUGUAGUACCUGUACUGUAAUGUAGAUAUCCAGCCAUGCGUAUGAGUCACAUCAUUUCAAACGUAGCUUAAUUAACCAUUCACUCUGUGCUUCUCACAUAAAACCAAGGGAGGUUAAUGAACACAUUCAGUAUAAAGGGGUUUAUUGGUUUGCGGAUAAAACUCUCACCUAAACUACUCCAUCAAACAGGGAGUCCGGUAGUACUCAGUUUAUCAUAUUCAAAGAAUUGUGUUUUUCUGUGGUGUGUAUGUAUGUUUUGGACUGAUAAGUCAUUGAACCAAAUAAAAACAACUCAUAUACUUCUAA